GAGCCCAUUGCCACCAUGAGUGAAUUAGAGACGGCCAUUGCAAUGAUCAUUGACGUCUUUGACAGAUAUGCGAGUACAGAGGGCAACAAACUGACGCUAACAAAGGGGGAAAUGAAGACGCUUUUAGAGAAAGAGCUUCCAGAGAUCCUGGUGAAUGCGAAGGAGAAGGACACUUGUGAAAAACUCAUGAAAGAUCUCGAUGAGAAUGGAGACUCCGAAGUGGACUUUAACGAAUUCAUUAUCUUUGUGGCUGCUAUCACCUGCCUUGGACACCGGAAAUUUUCAGAUAUGAAACCCAAAGAAUAAACCCAAACAGGAGAAUAUCUGCAUCGCUUCAGAAAUAAAGUUUUACAAAUCUUUA
Xenopus laevis (African clawed frog) is the source of this 361-nucleotide messenger RNA. RefSeq names its product S100 calcium binding protein P L homeolog (gene s100p.L). Gene Ontology annotation, biological process: endothelial cell migration. The record is from RefSeq and is a predicted model, not a curated record. NCBI's taxonomy places the organism in Eukaryota, Metazoa, Chordata, Amphibia, Anura, Pipidae. Bases 16 to 306 code for a protein of 96 amino acids. The transcript has 2 exons. Gene Ontology annotation, molecular function: calcium ion binding; calcium-dependent protein binding; transition metal ion binding. Gene Ontology annotation, cellular component: cytoplasm; extracellular exosome.